This is a messenger RNA of Vigna radiata var. radiata (mung bean), 6619 nucleotides long. RefSeq names its product F-box protein At3g54460. The coding region runs from base 2771 to 6295 and encodes 1174 amino acids. NCBI's taxonomy places the organism in Eukaryota, Viridiplantae, Streptophyta, Magnoliopsida, Fabales, Fabaceae. The transcript is spliced from 11 exons. Gene Ontology annotation, molecular function: zinc ion binding; ATP binding; protein binding. The record is from RefSeq and is a predicted model, not a curated record.
AAGUUGACGCACGCGUGGUGUGCGUCGAGUCGCCUAGGGUUGUGCUGCUGGUUGACGUGUAUCUUCCUAUUCAAGUGUGGAGUGGCUGGCAGUUCCCGCGGUCGGGGGCAGUUGCCGCCGCGGUUUUUCGCCAUUUGAGGGAACAUUUGAAGCACCCCUUUGGCGAGCACCAAUGCAUAGAGAAGAUAGAACAACCCAAGAGUGCCCCAAAACUCCCCAACAGCCAAGCACCCUAUAAUGGAGAUUCCACAUCAAUUGGAAACCAGAGAGGAUUUUGAACAUUGUGCUGUUUUUUUUUUCAGAAGAAAUAAAUAUUUUGAUUAUAGAAGCUGUUGCAAAAACCAAGGAAGCUUUAUUGAAGAAAAGAAGGUUGAAUGUAAUUAAUGAAGACUAGGAAGCAAGUAGGGGGUUUGUAGAAAGACAACAAAUGUUGGGUUUUAAAGGAAAAGAAAGAGUUAGUAGUAGUAGACGAGAGUUCAAGCAACUAUAAAUUAAAUGAUUAUAAGCUUGUAAAGAAGAAGUUGAUGCUCAAGGUUCUGCUUUUUUUUUUUUUUUACCUGAGUGUCAUUCCAUUCAACGUAAUUAAAAUCCAACUUUUGCCAAAAAAUUGGAAUGAUUGGUAAAUAUGGGGUUUGCCAUAAACCUCCAUCUCAUUAUUAUGUUAGAGAAGCUUUUGAAACAAGCAGUGUUAAAAACUGACUUAGUCCUUUAAGAAUUUUUGGCAAGUGGAAGAGAACAAAUUGCAUAAUUAUGUCUAAUGGGUGGAUGGAUGAAAAAUGUGUUCUAUUUGUAACUUUUUGGUGGAUAGUCCUAAAGAGACCGUGUUUCUUUAUUCAUUUGAUACUUCAAGCAUCUAAAAAACAAAAGAUAAAGUUUUUAAGAUGUUGUGGACUUUGUUAGAGAGGAAAAUGUAGUGCAAGCAGUUCAAUUUGUUAGAGAGGAAAAAGUGUUUUUGUUUGUAACUUUUUGGUGAGUAGUCCUAAAGGAACUAUGUUUCUUUGUUCACGGGAUACUGCAAACUAUCACAAGCAAGAGAAAAUUUUUUAAGAUGUUAGAUAAUGUUGUGGACUUUGUGAGAGAGGAAAAUGUAGUGCAGGUAAAUGGUAAUGCUUCAAAUUUUAAGGCAGUUCGAGAUUUGUUGCUGAAAAAAAGCAGCAUUUGUGUUGGACCCCAUGUGCUCCCCAUAGCAUUGAUUUGAUUUUUGGAAAGAAUUUGAAAGUUCAUCAAGUUACUAUCAAAAAGGGAAGAAUGAUCAACACCUACAUUUAUGUAAAACAAUGUUAAUUAGCUUGUUGAAGUAGUUCACAAAAGGAAGAGACUUGAUAAGAUUGGGUAUGACUAGAUUUGUAACGACUCAUGACUCUAGCCUGUCUUCCUGAAUUGAAAAUACCAUGGUGGACCAUGUUUAGCUUUGAAGAGUGGAAAACAAGCAAAUUUGGAACUUUGAGGGGAGAAAAGUUGAAAAUAUAGUAUUGGAUAGUUGGUUUUGGAAGAAUGUAACCACAUACCUCAAAGUUGCUACCCCUCUUAUGGUGACCCUAAUAUUGGUGGAUGUAUAAAACCCACAAUGGGUUUCAAAUAUGAGGAGAUAAAUUGUGCAAAAGAGAAGAUUAAGUGCUACUUUAAUAAUACUAUGAAAAGGUAAAAAUUCUUUGAAAUUUAAUUACUUAUUUGUGAAAUUAUUUCUAGUACAGGAUAGUUGGUAUUGAAAGUAGUUAUGAAGCUGUUUGGAAAAUCAUUGAUGAAAGGUGGAAAGAUCAACUUCACAAGCCUCUGCAUGCAACUACUACCGCAAAAAGGAAGGUUAAACGUAUUGGUAUUUGAUUUAGACAAUAGUCUAAAUAAAGAAGAUUGAAAAAAGCAAUACCAAAAAGGGUAUCAAAUCGAAGACGGGUUGUAUUCUAGAUCCUUCUGUUUCAUAUAUGGAUUCUUUUUUUCCCAAUUACCUCAGUAUUUCGAAUAUGAACCUGGCAUGAUGAUUCCAAGGUGAAAGAGGAUUUGUAUAUAUGCAUGAAAAUAUUGGUUUAAGGAUGUUGCAUAAAGAAAAAGAAAUUAGUUUGCAACUCGCUGAUUUUCAUUAUGUUAGAGGACUUUCUUUCAUGGAACAUGCGAGGGAUUGUAGGAAAGUGUUGCCUCUUGGAAAAUGGUGGGAGAUGUCUUGGGAUAGAACUCCAAAGUUAUAGUGGUUUGCUAUUUGAGUUGAGUUUGACUUGUAGCUCUUUUGGGUGUGAGCAUAAUUGGAGCUUAUUUGAAAUAGUAAUUGAAGUUAUUUAUAAUUUAUAGUUUUCUACAUUUGGUUUAUAUAUUUACCGAAUUUGAUAUUUAUUAUACAUUCAUAGAAAGAGAAGUAAUUGUUUCUAUCAGAAAAAGAUGAAUGGUUUGGUUUAUGUGAUGUAUAACUUGAAAUUGAAAAAUAAACUAAUUAGAAAAAUUGAUGCUCUUUUGUUUGAUGAUAUUUUGUCUGAUGAUGAAUUGAUAACUACAAAGGGAUAUAAUGUUGUUGAGAUUGAGCAAGUUCAAUGUGAUGAUGAACGUGGAAAUGCUAACUUAGAUAGAGCAACAAGAGAUCCAAUUCUAGAUGCACUUGAUCUUGAUAAUAGGACUUUUGAUGCCAAUAUUGAUACACAAUUUUCUUGUGAGAAAGAGUUUGAUGGUGAUGACAUUCUGAUGAAGAUGAUGAUGUCAUUAGAGGAUUGGACAUUGAAAUUUGACAUUAGAUGAUGUCUCUGUCUAGUUAUUUAAUUGCUGUGAUUGGGAUGAGCGAAGUUCAAUGCUUUCAUAUCCAGACUAUUGUAGAAAGACUCAUGGAGCAAACGAGAGCUUUUGGAACCUUUCUGAUUGUCAUGUACUUUGUUGCAAGCUCCAUCCCCAUGUUAGCAGUUCUUCAAGGAAAAGCCUAUUUGAACUUCAUGAACUUUUCAAGACACUACCUGGCAUAGGAAAACAGCGGAUGUUUAAUAGCUCCAAAAUAAUUCCUAUGGAUCACUCAUGCAGAGCAGGCAUUUGGGAGUUAUCUGAUGAUAUUUUAACAAAAAUUUUAUCUUCCCUUGACCCAAUGGACCUCACUAGGGUUUCUGAAACGUGUCGUCAUCUAAGAUCAUUGGCUGCUUCUGUAAUGCCUUGUACAAAGUUAAAUCUGUUUCCUCAUCAGCAGGCAGCAGUUGAGUGGAUGUUGCAUCGUGAGCGAAAUGCUGAGCUUUUGCCACACCCUUUAUAUGCAUUUCUCUCAACUGAAGAUGGUUUUAGUUUCCAUGUAAAUACCGUUUCUGGUGAAAUUGUCACUGGGGAAGCUCCCACCAUCAGGGAUUUUCGAGGAGGAAUGUUUUGUGAUGAGCCUGGUUUGGGUAAGACUGUAACGGCACUCUCUCUUAUUAUGAAGACACGAGGUACAUUGGCAGAUCCACCAGUAGAGGCACAAGUUGUCUGGUGUCAACAUAAUGGUAAUCAGAAAUGUGGUUAUUAUGAGAUCUGUGGUAAUAACAUAACUGGUUGUUCUGCAUUGGGUAAAAGGAACGGGAGCCAAUAUAUCAGUAGAACUAAUGAUAACCAUGAAUACUCCUCCAAAAGAGCCAGAAUGUCAAAUCCUGACCAGCAAAUGAUUAAACUUCAGAGUUCAUGUUCCAUGGAAGUAAACAAAUCACCUGUGGAGGCACGCUUUAAGGAAUCUGUGCAUUCAAAUCAGUACACUAGGAGUUUGAGCCGCAUAAAGAAAAACCUAUGCUUCACAAAUGAAGAGGAAGCUAUGAUAUCCAAGGAAAGAGAAGUUGAAGGAUUAAUUAAAGCAAAACAUGCAUCAGAUGUUACACCUCAUUUAUCUCAAAAGAAGCUGCCUGGGAAGCCUCAAGGUGAUCCUUUUGAGUACAGUGAUACAUGGAUUCAGUGUGAUGCUUGUCACAAGUGGCGAAAGCUGGCAGACAAUAGUAUGGCUAGUUCUAGUGCAGCAUGGUUUUGUAGUAUGAACCCUGACCCUCUUUAUCAAAGUUGUAGUGUCCCUGAACAACAUUUUCGUUCUACAUCUAGGAUAACAUACUUGCCAGGGUUUCACUUAAAAGGGACUCAUGGUGGUGACAGACAAAAUGUUUCUUUUUUCACCAGCGUGCUUAAGGAGCACUACUCACUGAUAAAUUCUCAGACAAAAAAAGCCCUGGCCUGGUUGGCUAAAAUUUCAACAGACAAGCUUGCAGCUAUGGAAACAAAUGGAAUAAGAGGUCCUAUUUUAAACACGUGUACUGCAUCUGGCAGACAUUUUAAUGCCUUCCACAAAGUAUUUCAAGCAUUUGGCCUCUUAAAGAGAGUAGACAAAGGUGUGUGCAAGUGGUUCUAUCCUCAACAUCUUAACAAUUUGACUUUUGAUGUGGCUGCCCUUGGCAUGGCACUCCGUGAGCCUAUAGAUUUUGUCAGGUUAUACUUGUCAAGGGCUACCCUGGUAGUUGUUCCAGCAAACUUGGUUGAUCAUUGGAAAACACAAAUAGAAAAGCAUGUGAGGCCCGGUCAAUUGCGGAUUUAUGUUUGGACUGAUCACCGGAAGCCAUCUGUGCAUUGUCUUGCAUGGGAUUACGACAUUGUCAUAACCACUUUUAGUCGUCUGAGUGCAGAGUGGGGCCCUCGUAAGAGGAGUGUUUUGAUGCAAGUACAUUGGUUUCGGGUAAUUUUAGAUGAGGGGCACACUCUUGGGUCUAGCCUGAACUUAACAAACAAGUUGCAAAUGGCCAUUUCAUUGAUAGCUUCUAAUCGAUGGAUACUAACAGGAACUCCUACACCUAACACUCCUAACAGCCAACUUCCACAUCUGCAAACAUUGCUAAGGUUCCUUCAUGAAGAAUCUUAUGGACUGAAUCAAAAGUCAUGGGAAGCUGGUGUGCUCAGGCCAUUUGAAGCAGAAAUGGAGGAAGGGAGGUCUCGUCUGUUAGAUCUGCUUCACAAAUGCAUGAUUAGUGCUAGAAAGACAGAAUUACAAAGCAUCCCACCAUGCAUCAAGAAAGUUGUUUAUCUGGAUUUUAAUGAGGAGCAUGCUAGAAGUUACAAUGAAUUGGUAAUCACUGUAAGGCGUAAUAUAUUGAUGGCUGAUUGGAAUGAUCCCUCACAUGUUGAGAGUCUACUGAAUCCAAAGCAGUGGAAGUUUCGUAGGGCAACUAUAAAAAAUGUCAGGCUUUCGUGCUGUGUUGCUGGACAUAUUAAGGUUACACAUGCUGGUGAAGAUAUUCAAGAAACAAUGGAUAUGUUAGUACAAAGUGGUCUGGAUCCUACUUCUGGAGAGUAUACCUCCAUAAGAUGUAAUCUCUUGUAUGGUGGUCACUGUGUCAGGUGCAAGGAAUGGUGCCGCCUUCCGGUCAUUACACCAUGUCGGCAUUUGUUGUGCCUUGAUUGUGUUUCUAUUGACCAUACGAAGUGUUCUUAUCCUGGCUGCAGUAAAUUGUAUGAGAUGCAAAGUAGACUUCCCCGACCUGAAAAUCCUAAUCCAAAGUGGCCUGUACCCAAAGAUCUUAUUGAGCUACAACCGUCAUAUAAGCAGGAUAAUUGGGAUCCAGAUUGGCAAUCUACAUCUAGUACUAAAGUCUCAUAUCUUGUCCAGAAGUUGAAAGCCUUGCAAGGAACCAACGAAGAGACUAGCUUCUGUACAGACAAUAACAAUGAUGAGAUGCCUAUUGAGAAUAGUUUCUCUCUGCAUAGAAGUGAUGAUAAAUCAGCAUUUCAAAAAUGUUUGAAGAGCAGCACAAAGACCAAUUCUAACCUUGAGAAAGUUCUUAUAUUUUCUCAAUUUCUUGAGCAUAUACAUGUCAUUGAACAGCAGUUAGCUAUUGCUGGUAUCAAAUAUGCUGGAAUGUAUAGCCCAAUGCAUUCCAGUAACAAGAAGAAGUCUUUAGCCACGUUCCAGCAUGAUUCAAGUUGUAUGGCGCUUCUAAUGGAUGGAAGUGCUGCAUUGGGUCUGGACUUGAGUUUUGUUACGCAUGUAUUUCUAAUGGAGCCAAUUUGGGACAGAAGUAUGGAGGAGCAAGUAAUUAGUCGUGCUCAUCGAAUGGGUGCUUCUCGUCCUAUUCACGUUGAAACACUAGCUAUGCAUGGUACAAUUGAAGAGCAAAUGCUAGGCUUUUUACAGGAAGCUGAUAAAUGUAGAAGAUCGCCAAUUAAGGAUGUUGCGGAAUCUGAGGAUGAUGGCGGGGGACGAGGAUAUAAAUCAUUGCAUGAUUUUGCAGAAAGCAGUUAUCUAUUGAAACUAAGAUCUGUGUAUACUAAUUCAGAAUGUCCAGAAGGAAACAAAAGGUGUUUUGAUCGAUCAACAUCAAGCAAGUUCUAACUAAUUUACGUAGAGCAGGUAUUGUGGACAUUUGCCCUGAAUAUGGUUUCACUUUCUGGAUAUAGUCUUAGAAAUGCUCAUCUAAUGAAAUAUGGCUCAUGCAUUCAAAAGCGUUGAAACCAUUCUUUUUGUAAAAUAUAUCAUGGAGCUCUUCACAGUGUCACUCCUGUUUGCCAGUGAUUAAUGAAAUACUGGAAGAGUCUUGCGUAUUCUUUUGUAGAGGAUUGAGUCCAGUCUAUUUGAUGUAAUGUUGACCGUUUGGAGUCAAUAGUUUGAAUUUAAAUCGAUCGUUUUGGUUAUUGAAAAAUACAAUGUUAUUCUCCA